Brassica napus (rape) is the source of this 1284-nucleotide messenger RNA. RefSeq lists its product as uncharacterized. The coding region runs from base 1 to 1284 and encodes 427 amino acids. The record is from RefSeq and is a predicted model, not a curated record. The transcript is spliced from 4 exons. Lineage: Eukaryota; Viridiplantae; Streptophyta; Magnoliopsida; Brassicales; Brassicaceae.
AUGGGAAUGGAAAUUGAGCUUCCAAAACUCAUAGCUGAAGCAGGGGCUGAGCAUCAUGUUGAUAAGAUUAACAACACUUGUAGGUUGACAGUUCUGGGGCUACUGAAGAAGCAACUUGAGGAUGAGUAUAAUGAAGUUUUGAGAGACCUUGUAUUUGGGAAGGUUAUUCACAGCUUCAUCUGCAAAAUGCUAGACAUUUCAAAGCGUCACGAGUUAUGGUUUAGCUUUGCUAGAAAGCCUCUUCGGUUUUCUAUGCAAGAGUUCUACGCUGUGACAGGUCUCAAAUGUGAAGCAGACAAAGACACUGAUUUUGAAGCUUUGAGAAAUGAUAAGGGGGUUUGGGACACUUUGCUGAAGCAAAAUGGAGAAGUAGACAUGAAGACAAUUAGGCUGAAGCAUCUUACGGAGUGCAAGGACUGGUCGCGUGUGGACAGGGUCAGACUAGUCUACCUUUGUGUUAUUUGUUUUCUGAUGACUAAGGAUGAGAAGAUCAAUAUCCCUCAUGCAUACAUAAAAUUAGUGAUGGAUUUUGAUAAACUGAGGAAGUAUCCGUGGGGUCUUCAUGCCUACGAUCUGCUUCUGGAUUCCAUAAAGAAAGCAAGGUUCAAGUUGAAGAAGAACAGUUAUGUAUUAGAUGGAUUCUCCUAUGCCCUACAGAUUUGGCUUAUGGAGGCGAUUCCAGACAUUGGGACUUUGCUGGGUCAAAAGUACAAGGAAGGCAUAACCAGUGUGAGAUGUCAGAACUGUAUGGAAAGAACUAAAGCGGUUGUGUUUCCAUUCAUAUCUGAUACCGGAAACAAUGAUGUCGUUGCUAGUGUGAGAUUCAAAAGGGAUGAUGAGAAGAAAGAUGAACGAGUUGACAAAAUUAUUUCCUUGAUCAAUGCAAAAUUUGAUUGGAGCAAAUUCGUUUGGCAAGUUGAGGAAGAUAUGCGGACUCAAGAUCAGCUACAUGAGAAGGUUGAUGUUGCUGUGGAAGCUAGUCAAGAUCAGAUAGAUGGGAAAGAUGAGGUUGCCGUGGAAGGUGAACUAGAAGUAUCUGAAAAAGAAGAACAGGUUGAACCUGUAGCUAAAAGAAGGGUCACGAGGAACGCAAAGGAUCCCGGUUGUGAGUCUAGGAAGAGACAACUACUUUGCCAACGCGCGGCAGAACAGAACACUGGUCUCGAUGAUCAAACGAAGAUUUUUAUUACGGGAUUGUUCAACACCUCCUUCAACUCAAUGAAGGAAGAGGUUAAGAAGCAUGUGGAUCAUCGCUAUGACAAGCUUGACAGUGAGAUUGCAUAG